Messenger RNA from Scophthalmus maximus (turbot), 1038 nucleotides. Its product is annotated as testis-expressed protein 47. Lineage: Eukaryota; Metazoa; Chordata; Actinopteri; Pleuronectiformes; Scophthalmidae. The record is from RefSeq and is a predicted model, not a curated record. Bases 76 to 831 code for a protein of 251 amino acids. The transcript is spliced from 9 exons.
ACGUAGAUACGUCUGCAGUGACGUCAAGCGCUUCUUCACCGGUCUCGUUGUCACGGUAACCCGCCCCUGACAACAAUGGCGGCUUCGCGGAGAGACUUGAAAAAGUCCUGGGAAAACAGAGGAGAGUCGGCGACGGACGACGGAGGACCGAGACCCACGAUGUUGGACGCGUGUCCCGGGACCGUGGGAGAGACGACUGUGCUGCAGCGGCUGCUGGUGAUUGCUCGUCUCCCCCACGAUCAUGUCGACAGGACCGAGCUGGGAGCUUAUUAUGAAAGACUCCACUUCCAGCUAAGCAAACAGUACAUAUGGGAUCACAUGACAGGCCUGCUGUUAAUAUAUCCCAACUGUGUGCUGCACUUCAUCGAAUCGUCAAGGGAUGUUCUGGUGUCUGUUGUGAAAGACCUUGAAGACAUGCGACAACAGACAGACUGCAAGCUGCUGGAGGCAGCAAAGGUGGUGCUCAUGGCACACGACCCCCUCGGCAGGAUGUUCCCACAGUGGAGCUACAAGGUGCUGGGUGAGGACGACGCGGUCGGGGACCCUACGGAACAGGAUGAAGAAGACGAGACCACAGAGGGUCUGGUUCUCGGCGUCCUGUCCGAGCUGCAGGUCCUGAGCAAGCAACUGGAAACGUCGAAGAAGGCUCUGCCCGGACUGGUGCUGGACGAGAAUCCGGAGCUGAUCAUCUCUCACGAUGAUCUGGAGAAGCUGCUUCGUCGCGACGAUCUCCUGAGUCCACGGCUCUACCUGCAGAUGUACAACUCCCCCUUGAACGUCAGCAUGGGCUUCGGACAAGUCAUCCGAAGCAGCUGCCUCACCACAGUUUAACCUUCUUUGGACAAAAAAGCUCAGAGAACGGGGGGUUUGGCCUCGGACGUGACUGGAGAGAACUCACCGCCAUCCACCGGGAGGCAGAUUUAUAUCCACGUUUCACCGCGGCACUUUCCUUCCACUCGUUUCACUUGUUGGCUCCAUAAACGUCUCCCUCUGCUCCAAAUGAUCUCAUGAAUAAAAGUUCUUGUGAGUGAAAAGACA